This is a messenger RNA of Schistosoma spindalis, 7021 nucleotides long. The record is from the annotation of a GenBank genome assembly. Lineage: Eukaryota; Metazoa; Platyhelminthes; Trematoda; Strigeidida; Schistosomatidae.
GGCGGUCGAUCCUUAGUAAAAUGCUACGGUGCCUUUACAACAGUGUAGUGGUCUUUGUGUUUUUCUCACUGAUUGCAAGAUCUUCAGGAACUGAAAUAAAAUGUGAUACGAAGACAGGAAGGAACUUUUGUCUGCGAUAUUUCUCAUACUCAGCGACUUUUAAAGAUGCUCAGAUUGAAUGCAAACAACAUAACCUCUCUCUAGUUACUUUGUCUACAAAAUCGCAGCAAGAAUUUCUAAGGGAGUUUCAGACAAAUUUUGAGCCUCCAAUCAUCGCAUUAUGGAUUGGCUUAUUCGCUGAAAACGGUCAUUUGCACUGGUCAUCUGGAUAUUCUGCAGUGCCACAAAUUUUUAUUUCUGGAAAGCCGGGAAGUGUCGAAGGAUGUGCUAUGUCUAAUAUAUCCUCAGGAGGUCUUUUUACAUGGGAGUUUAUCCCAUGUGAUACAAAACUAAGUUUUGUGUGUGGCGACAUUCCUCAAAUAUCCUAUCGACAUCCAUUUUCUAAUCAGAGCACUCUUAUCUGCCCUCAUGGUUACAAACUGUUCGAUAAAAACUGCUACUUGCUAAGUGAAGAUCCGUCCAGCAGAUUAACGUGGGACAAAGCGGAAGAACAGUGUAAAGCCUCAAAUACUUUAGCAUCUCUCGCUACUGUUGCAUCACCUAUGGAACAAGAUGCUCUCUCUGUAUUAAUUGCCCGUUCUUCCUAUCCGGUAUGGAUCGGUAUGUAUCUUGAUCAAAGUGAACGUAAAUGGAUUCGUGGUGAUGUUAUCAACUAUACAAAUUGGUAUCCGAAACAGAUACUCAACACUGAAAAGCGAUUAUGUACAAUGAUGCAUCAGCGUCCAUUGCAUCUUGGACAAUGGGAAGAAGUUGAUUGCUCUUCCUCUUUACCUUAUAUCUGUCAAGUCGCAGCUAAACCUAAAAUUUCAUCUGUUAGCAGCACUAGUGUGUCGAUUUCAUCGCUUAUCCUUACUCAAGGUGCAUGCAAAGCUAAUUUUUAUGAAUACAAUAAACGUUGUUAUCGUCUUUAUACUGGUAAUGAGACUGAAAUUUCUUCACUAUGCGGUAUCAAAAUGUCACCUUAUUCUAAUGACGAAACUGCUUUCAUGCGUUUAUUACUACAGACUACGUCUAAUUUAACUGUUGAUCGAGCUUGGACAGGUGUUUCACUUAUGUAUGACUUAAAAUCGAAGUUGGUUUACAAAACAGAGAAUAACGAUUCGUAUUACGCUUCAAUGAUACAUGAUUUCUAUAUUUUCUCGUAUAAAAAUGUCAAUCUAUCUAUAAGUUCGAAUAGUCGUUUUUGUGUAUCAAUUAAUCGUGACAAUACCAUAAUGGAUGUUUUGCCUUGUUCGUUGAAACUACCAUCAGUUUGUGGAUAUCAUUUGCCAAAUUAUAAACACCCAUUACCUCAAGACAGUAAUAAUUCCAUAUCAUCUUGUCCUCCACAUUGGAUGCAGUAUGGACAUAAAUGUUUCUCGCCAAUACAUGAUACACCUCUUCCAUGGUCUGCAGCGGAAAAGAAUUGUUCUAAUUUCGUUGACGGAAAAGCUCAUUUGCCAUCUGUUCACAGUCCAAGUGAAUUAACAUUUAUUAGUAAUCUAUACACCGGAGUGAAUGUUUGGCUAGGUUUACACAUUCACCAUGAAUCCACUGAAGACAGAUCAUUGGCUUUGAACAAAUCAAGUUUGUAUUGGUCUGACGAAAGUCCUGUGGACUACUUAUUAUUUGCUCUUGGUGAACCUAGUAGACAUUUUUCGAAUGGUGAUAUUGAAGGUUGUUUUAUAUCACAUAGCCGUACACAUGAUUGGAACGAUGUUAACUGUAACAGUCGUCAUAUAUACUUUUGUCAGUUAUUAUUGUCGAAUGUGUCGGCACCGUCACAUGAUCAGCUUCCAGAAGUCGUUAAUAACGAAAUAUGCACAAACAUAUCAAGUAAACCCUAUUGUAUACGUUAUAUUUCACAAAUGGCUACUUUUUACGAAGCUGAUUAUGUAUGUCGUAAUUAUAACAUGACACUAGCUACUGUACCUAGUGAAGAGCAUCAAAUGUUUAUUAUGAAUACUCUGAAACAUGAAACCAGUCAUAGUAAUUUGUCUCAGGCUUACAUUGGACUUUUCAAUUCACAUGAUAAUCUAUUGUGGACAUCUUCUUAUGGUGCAGUACCAUUGACGUUUUGGCAAUUGAAAUUUCAGAAUACUAAAAAAGAAUGUGUUUAUAUCGAUACUAAAAUUGAUGGUUUACAUACAUGGGGGACUAUUUCAUGCUUUGAACCAUUACCGUUUAUAUGUUCAACAGACAUAUCAUCCAGAGUUAACUUAUCGUCUAUCCAAAAAGCCUAUGACAAUAUGCUGUUUUUUAAAUGUCCUAAAGGUUUUAUGUUGGUAUCUGGAAGCUGUUUCAUGGUAAAAGCGAAUAAAAAUGAUGCAGUGGACUGGUUAACUGCUUCUAACUUAUGUCGAAUUUUGGAUGCUGACGCUCACUUGGCCACUAUAUCAUCGAAUGAACAGCAAGAUGGUUUAACUGUUCUUAUGGAUAAUCAAAAAUUGUCUGCAUGGAUCGGUUUACGUUCUGAACGAAAUAUUCAUACAUGGAUUAAUGAAAAUGAUGUUGUCUAUACAAACUGGCGCCCCACAGAUCCAAAUGCUAAUGGAUCUAGUUGUGCUGUAAUGCAUCACGAACUAGAUUUCAUUGGUACAUGGAGUAAUGAAUUGUGCAACAAGAAAUUCGGUUAUAUUUGUGAGGUUAGACCAACUAGAACAUCGGAUAAAUCCAACAUGACACAACUUUUGGGAAUGUUGAAACAUGGGGAUUGUUCAUCUGAUUUCUAUGUGUUUAAUAAUACUUGUUAUUCUGUGAUGCCACCACGAGAUUCACAACGUAGUAUUCUUAACUUCCGUGAUGAAAUAAGCGGUCAUUGUUCUUUGUUGACACGCGCUACUAAUAUGAAUUGUUUCACAAGUCCUCAAUUAUUGGGUACCAUCUUUUGUCCAGUUAUAGCAACUCCACAGAGUCCGGUUGAAGCGGCGUUUAUGCGUCUUCUAUCUAGAACUAUUAGUCCUACUAGUAGAAGUAUUUGGGUUGGUUUGAAAAUCAACCAUACCUGGGGUUCGAGUCAUCUACUCUCCGAAGAUAAUUCUUUACAAACAACUGAAACUAAUUUAAUAGAUUUUUCUGGGCUUUUUCAACAUAAGGAUAGCAAAGCAAUUUCACUAAAUAAGGACAGUAAUCAAUCAUAUUUUGAUUGUUUCACCAUGCCAAUUCAUGAUGGUAAUUUAAUACAAAUGUCUAAUUGUUCAAUGCAUUUAGAAAGUAUUUGUUCAUACAAACUUGGGAGAAAUCAAUCGCCGACAAAUAUUAAACAGCAACCAGUCGACUUAACAUUAUGUCCAAAAGGUUGGAUAUCAUUCAGAGAAAAUUGUUACUGGUUACCAUUGAUACGCGAAAGAAUGAGUUGGCCAGACGCAGAACGUGUCUGUCAAGAAAGAGCCAGUUACUUUGUAAACCACCGAUCAUUAAACAAUGGUCAUUUGGCUUCUGUCCAUUCUUCAGAAGAAUUACAAUUUCUAAUUAACCAAUCAUUAUCAUCAUCGAUCUGGAUUGGUUUGAAAGCCUUUUAUUCCGGUAUUAGACCUACGUCAUCGAUUAAUUUAGUAUGGAGUGAUGGUUCAGUUAUGGAUUUCUCUGUAUUUCCUUCAACCGAUACUUCUACUGCAUUGAAUGAACUAGAAAAUCCUGAAAAUUGUAUCUCAGUCACUGAAAAACAUCACCGUUAUUCAUGGGAUAUUAAUGAUUGUAUGGAGAAAAAAAGUUUUAUUUGCCAACUGUCUAAACUGGAUCUGUCACUACAACAACAGCAACGGCAAACUACUGUUAUGGCUGAUAGACGAGAAAUCGAAUCGCCACUGACUACUACUACUAUGACUUCAACUUGUACCGAGAAAUCAUUCCCAAUACGUAGUAAAGUUGGUCCAUAUUGUUAUAGUGGAUUGUUGAAUGAUGCAAUAGAUUGGAGCAGUGCUGAAUCAAUUUGUCGUAAUAUGCACGCUAAUGCACAUCUUGUCUCAAUUCAUUCACAUGCUGAAUUAAAUGAAAUUGCUGAAAUUAUCCAUCAAAAUUCACAAUCAAUGCUCACUACCUGGAUUGGAUUGUAUGAAUCAAACUUUGCUUACAAAUGGUCUGAUCAAUCUGAUAUUAAUUAUAUACCAGUUUCAGCGGACAUCAGUAAAGAGUCGAGACAUUACAUGCAAGAUUGUUUUGUGCUGGAUUCAGUUAAUUCAUCAAUACACUGGAAAGCUAUGCCAUGUAAUAAACCGUCUUUGAGUUUUAUAUGUAGAUUGAAUUUGAAUCCAUCUACAACGAUAUUACAUCCAACUACAUUCGAUUCAUUAAUAUAUCCAACAUGUCCUCCUGGUUUCCGAUUCCAUGGGGACCGUUGCUUCCAAUUGAUUGCAGACAAAUUCACAUGGAGUGAAGCUAAUGACAAUUGUCAUCAUAUUGUAAAGCCAUAUGCAAAUUACAAUGGAUCCUUAGCCCGUAUCGACAAUGAACUUGAUCAGCAGUUUCUAGCUAGUCUUCUAGAUAAUCUUGAAGCUGAAAAAUCGUCUGCAGUAUGGAUUGGUUUGUACCGUAAUUUAUCACAUGGUUCUCACAGUUACGAUUGGUCAGAUGGUAAAAAGCCUCAAUUCAUCAAGCCAAUUAUAAGAGAUCAUCAACUUUCUGUGUAUGGUCAUACUUUUGUUUCACGACCAACUAUUUCAAUCAAGUCGAAAUCAAUGAGUCUAUGCACGUCAAUGUUUCGUUCAACGGAUCCAAGAUUGAAUGGAAUUUGGCUUCAAUGGUCGUGUGAUGAACCAAUUUAUUUAAGUAGUUUAUGUCAAGCUUCGCCAAUUUAUCAAAAUAGACAUGUAAAUCAAAUGUUACUUGCUCCGUAUCGAACAGAGACAUUUUAUUGUCCAUCGGGUUUCCAGUUAGGUACAACUGGUCUGUUAAAAGUCAAAGGUCAAUCAAUGGCAAAAAUUUCUCAACCUAUGUGUUAUCGCGUUUUCAAUCAUGUCGCUAAAAUGAACUGGGCUUCGGCAAAUAUGGCUUGCAAAAAUUUAAGCACUCCAACAUAUAACGUCAGUUUGUUGACGAUUGCAUCAGUGUUUGAAGCUAGUUUUCUACGUGUAUGGCUUAAUCAACCACGUGAUGUCAAUGGUGGUGGAUUGCCAAUUAGUGAAGCAGUUUGGACAGCUUUGAAAGUACCAACUACUUGCCCUGGUUGCUAUGCAAAUUGGACAUGGGAAACCUAUGAUAAUGAACCGGUCAGAUAUACAGAUUGGUAUAAAUCACCGGGUGAAAAUCCCGGUGGUUGUUAUCUGUUUCAUCAAGCGCCUUACAUCACACUUGAAAAUAACAGAAUUGAUUCAGGUAUAGGCAGUAUUCAAUUGGCAAGUUCAUGUGAAACACAUCAGUUUGUUGCUUGUCAGACAUUAGCUUUAAUAAAUGAUACAUCAUCAACAUUAUUGUUUUAUCAUCGCACUACAUCAAACAUUGAUGUGCCUUCUACUCUACAUCAUCAACCAAUGAGACCGAAUUGCUUUAAACCUAAGAUAGCAAUGAGUAAAUUUGAGCAUGACGUUAUAUAUGAAACAAAAGUUAUGCAGUCUGUUACCGGGAGACAAUGUCUUAGAUGGGAUUUAAUUGAUCAUAAUUUCACUGAUGUGUCAUUAGAUUUCAAUUUUAUACGAAAUCAUUUACUCUCUGCUGAAAUGGUUCAUGGUGGCAGUAAUACUUAUUCAUAUGCUGAGAAUUAUUGUUCACAUAUACACGAUGGAAAAACACAAUCAACCAAAUUCGGUUGUUAUAUCAGUAUAAAUCCACCGAUAUUUGAGUCGGGUCGUGAAUGUGCAUUCCUAAUGGGUUUCAUAAUACAACACGACAGUUGUCCACUUCUUUCUAGUUUUCAGUAGUCGCCUAACUAAGAUCGGUCUGUGAUGUGAACUCAUAAUUUGAUUACACUGUAAAUUUGAGUAAGUGAAUUUGAGCAGUUCAAAUAUCUACUUCAUGUUUCCAUUUUUCCACUUUUGAAAUAGAAUUGUUCUCUAAUUCAGUGCCUACAUUCAGUUCCCACAGCUGGACAAUCUAUCCAUUGGUCUAGCGGAAUCAUGCUGUUUAUAUUCAUUACUUUAUGUUGUAUAUUCAGUGUCUACCUGUUUCGACGUAUCGGUAUUCACAAAUGUAUUAAAAUUCGACGACGUUAUCAGCCAUUCGACAGGUAUCGUACAUCACGUAAACGUAAAACAACAUUAUAUCUUGGCAGCACAACCAGUACCACCGAUAUCGUGAACAAUAAUCAUAAUAAUAUCAACGAAGCCGAAUCGUCGUCGACAACUGAUGACAUUCCUGAUAGUUUUCUGUCAUCUGAGCCGCCAAUUAAACGAUCUGAUGUUCAUAAUAAUGAUAAUCUCAUUUCAUUGCAAACUAGUGGACCAAGAAAGUUGAAUAGUAGUAAUGGUAAUAAUAUGGUUCUUUCAACUAAAUCAAAUGAUAAAUUUACACUGUCAGCUUUAAACUUAAGUCGUACCGCUGCUUCAAUUGGUUUUAUGAAUCCUAUCUAUGUACCAUUGAACGAUAAAUAUGCAGAAGAUAAUUAUGAUCCAGAGCCAAUAAAUUAAAUCAUCAUUCGUACAUUUUCUUGGUUAUUUAUCUCUAAUAUAAACAUACAAAUAAAUGAACAGACAUAUACGCGUAUAUUUUUCAUGUCCAUAUCACAGUUUCAGUCUUUCGGUUAUUGAAUGAAGUGAUUGUCAAAUACAUUUCUUGAAGGUACAUAGCAAAUUACUCGAUAACAUCACUUAAUUGUUCGUGUUACCAUACAGUUAUCAUCAACACACACUGUUCAUGUUUCAUUGCGCUUAUUCUGUUGCUUUUGUGCCUUUUUUGUAAAUGAAUAUGUCGACAUGAAAAUGUGAAACGACUAUUAUUAUUAUUAUUAUUAUUAUUAUUAUUAUUAUUAUUAUUAUUAUUAUUAUUAUUA